Messenger RNA from Hydractinia symbiolongicarpus, 3023 nucleotides. RefSeq names its product platelet-activating factor receptor-like. The transcript has a single exon. Lineage: Eukaryota; Metazoa; Cnidaria; Hydrozoa; Anthoathecata; Hydractiniidae. The coding region runs from base 1544 to 2452 and encodes 302 amino acids. Gene Ontology annotation, cellular component: membrane. Gene Ontology annotation, biological process: G protein-coupled receptor signaling pathway. Gene Ontology annotation, molecular function: G protein-coupled receptor activity. The record is from RefSeq and is a predicted model, not a curated record.
UGGCCGCUCGAUUUUCCACUGUAGCAAUUUUUUUAUUGGUCAAUUUUGUAUUGUUUGCUCACGUGAUCAGUCAGCUUACACGAUGCAGGCGAAAUUGUACCACAAUGUUUAAUCAGUGCAUCAAUACUGCUAAACAACAAUCCAGAUACAACUUUAAAAUUUGUUAUCAGGCAAAAACAGCAUGCGUAAAAGCUUGCUCCAAUAAUGGACAAAUUCAGCAAGUUUUUAACUUCUGCGAUGGAGAAUGUUGAACUCAAUUAAAUGGAAGAUGGUGACGAAUAGGAUUUGAGAUGGAUAAAUCUUUGGGUUGGUUGUUUACCUACUAAAAACUAUUUUUAAUACGAAAUGUUGUGUAAAUAAGAUAUUAACCCUUAUUUUUUUUCUUGGCUUUCCUACUACUUUAUUCGGAAAAACUUUGGCCAGAGAAACUUUUAAAAAUGGCCAUUCGCGAAAGUUGAUUCAGUACAAACUUUCUAAAUUGUCGAUUCGCGAAAGUUUAUCCACUAAAAUUUAAAAAAAAUUUGUUGGUUUUAAAAGUUAUUUCUUGACUCGCCCUCACUUGGCUCGCCCUUCUGAUAAAAAAGAGAGACAACUGGCGCUGGGAACGAAUUACUGGCGAAGAAGACGAUGACGACGAUCCGUGGGAGCCGGAAGAAGACGAGCCUAUAAAUGUGUUUGAUCUGUUUUGUGAUUUUAACGAUGAAUCCAAUUUGUAAAUAGAAGUUUUUACAUACCAUUAGAAAGAAAAUUACAUCGUUAAAAAACAAUUUUCUAUCAUAAGAAAUAUAGGCCACAUUUUUUAUAAGAACAUAAAAAAUCACGAAUCGCAAAAGGUUAUCUCGCUAGAACUUUCCAAUUUCAGAUUUCGCGAAAGUUUAUCUCGCAAAAAUUUUUUUAUUUGUAUAUUCGCGAAAAUUUAUCAAAAAAAUUUUGCUAGUUUUUGGAUUCGCGAAAGUUUCUCUCGCGAAAUUUUCUCUCGCGAAAGUUUCUCCGAAUAAAGUAUCACGCGAAUGAUUUUAUCCUGAUGUUAAAUAUAGUCUAGUACAAUAACUGAACUCUCAAAAUAUGGUAACAUUAUCAUGGAUAAUAAAAAUCACAUGGGCAGGUGGCUCAAAUUAAGGGCAUUCCAUUUUUUACAUGACAGUGACUGCUCGAGAUUGAGAGAUGCUUCACGAGUCCAGUGCUCUGACAGGCGAUAAGCUAAGACUCAUCGUUCGAAUAAGUCAUAAAUAGAACUUCGUUGCUCUAUACUAUUUCAUGCACAUCAAUUUUCUUCUUUUGUUUCUCCUUUAAAUAUAUAUCUGCGUAACAAGCCACUUUAGUGUUUACUGAAUUAAGGUCGAUCGUACAGUUUUUUAAAUAAAUAUAUUCCCGCCAAUUGUUCAUGUGUAUUUUACAGAAUAUUUUUUUUUUUUGCAACUGGUGUGCUUAUUAAAAUGUUUGAGAAACGUUUUUUCUUAAAAAGUAUAAACAGAAUGAUUAUUACUUAAAACACAGGUGAUAACAAAGAAAAGUAUGAAAAAAGAAAACCGUGACAGAGAAUAUGAACGAUACUGAAUACAUAUGCGACAUAUUCGGUGUGAGAAUAAUUCCAACCAAGGCGUAUUUUAUCCCUCUGGCAAUUAUUUUGUCCGCACAAUGUAUCUCUGCAAUAUUUUUCAACUCUUUAUUUCUACUCGCCAUGUUGAAACAAGUUUGCAAGACAAGCGUUUCUGAGCACCUCUUCAUGAUGUUGGCUUUUACGGAUAUGUUAGCAGCUCUUGCUGUGAUGCCUGGAUGGGUUGUGCAGAUUGUUGAAAUCCUAUUUGCAAAGCUUUAUUGCGUUCUCCCUACUUAUCUUCUCACUGCUGGUUACAGCCUCGUUCUCAUGUCGGUAACAAUAAUUGUCCUAAUCACAAUCGAUAUCUAUCUAUCUAUUCUUCACCCGUUUUUGUAUCAAAAGUUUGCGACAAAAAGCAGAUACACGUUUGUGGCAAUACUUAUGUGGUCCCUGUGUAUGGCUUCAAGUUUGACUUCAAGCAUUGUUUCAUCACGUUGCUGGCAGAGAUAUGAAGUCAUCGGGGCUCUUCUUACCAUCCCUGUUGUCAUAUCCAUGUUUUUGAUACAUUUUCGAGUAUACAAAGAAGUUGAAAAGAUCCAAAAGAAAGGAAGUGUGAAUGAGUUGAAGAAACGAAAAAAGAUAGGUGUUCAUAAGCGAUCUUUGGGAAUGGCUGUGGGAAUAUUAAUCACUUUUGCGAUUUGUUUUAUUCCGUUGGCUGUUUAUUCCAUCUAUGUUUUGAUUAAGGGGAAAACAGCAGAGUUGGUGACCUAUGGAAUGUCAACGGUAUACACCAUAACACUGCUGAAUUGUGUGUUGGAUCCGUUCGUAUACUAUUUCAGAUUAACAAAAGUGCGAAGGAGGGUGAGCUCUAUAUUGUCAUCAAGACAAUCCAAUCACUCAACGGCUGCAUGAAACAAUUUUUCCAAAUCACAGGUUAUUUAAUCGAAAUUUAAGUUGAAGGGCAGAUAAAUAUAGUACUGAAUUACAAAAAACAUUGCAUAAAUGUUUCACAGAAAAAACGAUGAAAAUACACACAGCUGCGAAUUGUUUCAUUAGUAACCAGUCCUUUUUAAAUAUUUUUAAUUUUCAUUACUUAAUAUUUAAAGCAAUAUUGUGAAAGUAGUUUUGCAAACAAAAUGUUUGCUAACUUAUAUCCAGUGUUUGUUGAUCAACUUUCGUUGAAGUUCUUAUCAAUAUUGACGUUGCUUUUCGUUUUGGUUAUCUUAAUGGUAUAAUUUUGACACGCACGUAUGAUUUUUUGACUAAACUAAAUCGACGAAAUAGUUUUCAUAAUACCCUUCCAAAUGCAAUUAUUUUUCAACCCGCGAAAAUAAGGACCCGCAACAAUUGGUGCUACAUGUUUCUUAUAGGCCCGUGAAACUCUAAAAUGAGGCUUAAGGAUGUCUAUGAAAACAACUUUUUCAGGCUCAAAAUAUGCUUAGGGUUAUGCUUAAUGGCAAAAAGAUUUAUUGGAAUAUGCUUA